Messenger RNA from Dujonia railenensis, 273 nucleotides. The record is from the annotation of a GenBank genome assembly. NCBI's taxonomy places the organism in Eukaryota, Fungi, Ascomycota, Pichiomycetes, Serinales, Debaryomycetaceae.
AUGAGACCUUGUAUAAAUCUUCUCCGUAGGUCAGCUUGGAAAGGUCCUCAUGUUGUACCAUUACCAAUAGCCCAUGCACAGAAAACUGGAACUCCAGUCAGAACUAAUGCUAGGGCUUGUACCAUUCUCCCUCAAUUUGUAGGACUUAAAUUUGAAAUUCAUAACGGAAAGGAAUACGUAGAGGUUGAAAUUACCGACGAAAUGGUAGGAUCAAAGUUAGGAGAGUUUGCAGCUACUAGAAAGAGAUUCAACUAUAAAUUCUCGAAGAAUUAA